AUGACAUCGACCUCUGUUCGGCCAUUCGCCUUUACCCUGAUCAAUUUUUCUGACGACGAUGCUUUACUUCACCGAGACGCAAACGAGCUCGAAGCGAUAGGUGCUAUCCGCAUAACGGCACGGCGCGUCAUCGCGAAGGAAAACGUGCCUUACAAUCCUGCACAGUACGACACCCGCGACAUUGGCCUCGUACAUGAGCGCCGGAAGAAAGCAGGGGUGCAUUGCAGAGAGAUACACCGUCAAACACGGAACGCCGCCAACGUAGAUUAUCUGGAUGCCAUCGAGAAACCUUACUGUGUUUUCGUUUUCCGUUACCGGCCCAAAGACAUCCUGCAGGCCCAAGGGAUCGUACCGCCCCCUACUCCCGUGGCUCCGCCGGGUAAUACGUCGCCUUCUAGGACCUCGAAUGGCGGUCAACAGAGAACUGAACCACCGGUGCAGCGCACUGCCUCGGGCUCCGGGAAAAGGCAGAGAGAAGAGCCCCCAUCACAGAAUCUAGACAUCAAAGAGUCCGAUGAAUCAGAUAUUAAGGAUACGAAGGUAUUGCAGGCCCAACUGGAGGCCAUUCAGGCGAAGUUGUCGAAAGCAAAGGGGAAGUAUAACCGCAAGCGCGUCAAGCGAGAACCUAGUCCAAUCCGGCUAGAUGUGAGCGGGGACGUUAUUGACCUUACAUCGGACUGAUAGAGGCACAAGACUCUGACUAUGUUGAAAUGCGUGCGAGGGUUAUGUUAUAUUUGACGAUCAUGAUUGAGUUUGAUGUAUGUAAAGUACAGUAUAGCUUGUAUUGGUGACAUCUGAAGCGCAACAGGUAUUCGCUAAUGGCUGACCCCGGGAAAGUCAGCGUGCAGC
Molecule: messenger RNA, 849 nt
Organism: Phanerochaete carnosa HHB-10118-sp
Lineage: Eukaryota; Fungi; Basidiomycota; Agaricomycetes; Polyporales; Phanerochaetaceae
Exons: 6
Coding region: 1-681 (226 amino acids)
Source: RefSeq, a predicted model, not a curated record